Messenger RNA from Parastagonospora nodorum SN15, 207 nucleotides. RefSeq lists its product as hypothetical. The transcript is spliced from 2 exons. NCBI's taxonomy places the organism in Eukaryota, Fungi, Ascomycota, Dothideomycetes, Pleosporales, Phaeosphaeriaceae. Bases 1 to 207 code for a protein of 68 amino acids. The record is from RefSeq and is a predicted model, not a curated record.
AUGGCCCAACAAGUCCACGGCAUGGGCACCCCCGAAUUCCCCUGCACAGUCGCCCACUGCAACCGCGUGGGCGACAAAGGCUUCACCCGCCGCGACCACCUCGUCGAACACCUGCGCAACUUCCACCACAUGGACAUUCCCAAGCGCCGCCCCGGGGAGCGUAGCGCCUUCCCCUUUGGCUGGCCCGAGGGCUUCCAGAACCAGUGA